This is a messenger RNA of Candida tropicalis MYA-3404, 1416 nucleotides long. RefSeq names its product Ytm1p (gene YTM1). Lineage: Eukaryota; Fungi; Ascomycota; Pichiomycetes; Serinales; Debaryomycetaceae. Gene Ontology annotation, cellular component: preribosome, large subunit precursor. Gene Ontology annotation, molecular function: protein binding. Gene Ontology annotation, biological process: ribosome biogenesis. The record is from RefSeq and is a predicted model, not a curated record. The transcript has a single exon. The coding region runs from base 1 to 1416 and encodes 471 amino acids.
AUGACUACACCUUCAGAGAAUAAAAAUCAAAUAAAGAUUAAAUUCUUUACCAAUGAAGAAGAUGAAUCAUUACAAGUAUCUGAUUCUCCACUUUAUGUUCCUGUCACUCUUAAAAGAUUUGGUUUAUCUGAAGUUGUGAAUCAUUUAUUAGGAAAUUUCCAAUCAUCUGAAGAUGAGGAUAAAAAACCAAUCCCAUUUGAUUUUCUUAUAGAUGGUGUUUUAUUACGUACUUCAAUUGAAGAAUAUUUGACUAAACAUGGUUUAUCCAAUGAAGCAUUCCUUAAUUUAGAAUAUACUAGAGCCAUUUUACCACCUUCAUUUUUAGCUUCUUUCAAUAGUGAUGAUUGGAUCUCCUCUAUUGAUGCCAUAAAUUCUAACAGUAAAGCAGUCAAAAGCUCACAAUUAACUAUAUCACAACCAAAAAUAUUAUCUGGAUCUUAUGAUGGGAUUGUAAGAACUUAUAACAUGUCAGGAAAAGUUGAAAAACAAUACGUUGGACAUUCUGCUCCAAUUAGAUCUGUCAAAUGGAUCACUCCUACUAGAAUUGUAUCUGCCGGCAAUGAUAGACAAGUAAGAUUAUGGAAAACAUCAUAUGGUGAAGGCAAUGUUAUAGAUGAAGAUGAAGAUGAUGAAGUUGAAGACGGGAAAACUUUAGCCAUUUUAGAAGGCCAUAAGGCUCCUGUUGUUGAUUUAUCUAUUGAUUACACUUCUAAUAGAAUAUUAUCUGCAGGUUAUGAUCAUAAUGUUGGUUUCUGGUCUACUAAUUACAAAGACAUGCAAACUAUUCAACCUUUGGAAUACGAUUCAAAUGUGAUUUCUUCCAGUUCCAAAAAGAGAAGAAAGAUGGCAGUUCAAGAUUCAACUAUUAGACGUCGUUCUCCAUUACAGUUAUUAACUGGUCAUAGUGAACCUGUUGAAGGGGUCAUUUUCGAUAGUAAUGAUUCCACAGUUGGUUACUCUGUGUCUCAAGAUCAUACUAUUAAAACUUGGGAUUUGGUUACCUCAAGAUGUGUGGAUACUAGAACUACAGGAUAUUCUUUAUUAUCAGUGUUGCAAUUACCUGAUGUCAAUCUUAUUGCUACUGGUUCUUCUGCUCGUCAUAUAAACUUACAUGAUCCAAGAAUGUCAACAAAUGCCAAUGAACAAACUAUCAACAAGUUGGUUGGACAUACCAAUUUCGUGGUUGGUUUAACUGCUUCUCCACAUAAUGUCAACAUGUUUGCUUCUUCAUCACAUGACGGUACUGUUAAAGUAUGGGAUGUUAGAGCCGAAAAAUCUUUAUACACCAUAACAAGAGAAGAUGGAUCUACUAAUGCUAAAAUAUUCGAUGUUUGCUGGGAUUCUCAAAUUGGUAUUAUAAGUGGUGGUGAAGAUAAAAAAUUACAAAUCAAUAAAGGUUCAGAUAUAUCUAAAUAG